CUUUCCUUGACCUACUUCAUAAUUUCCAAAUUUCCAAUUUCAGAUUGUGUUGCUGAAGAAGAAAGAGAAGGCUUUACUCUCUGCGAAUUUCUCACUCUCUCUCUCUCUCACUCACUCACUCUCUCUCUUCAGGAUUAUUACCGCGUUACUAUUUGCUUGUUUGAUUCAUUAAGCCUUUGAAGGUGAGGCUUGCUUAUUCAACUAUGGGAGAUAGUGAAACAGUAGUUGCCGAAGCACUUGCAGCUGAGACACAUGCUGCUGCUGGGUUUGGUGACUCUGCCUCGAACCCUACUCAGGAAGCAGCUUCUACUGUUGCUGAGCCUGCUGCAGAGGCUGCUACUCAAGCCAAUUCAGCUUAUGCCUUAGGUUAUUCGAAUACUGGCGACGGGAAUGCUUAUGCUGGGGAUCCUAAUGCUAUGCAACCAGAAGCCCAAACCAAUUCAAUGGAGGAUUCCAAGCAAGGUACUGAAGCUCCAAGUGGGCUUGGAAAUGCAGCUACAGGCUCAAGUCAAGUAAAUGGUGGUCCAGUGGGUGCAAUAGCAGAUGCAACAGGACUUGAAAAUGGGAAUGCAUUAGGGAACACUGAUGGAUCGGCUGAUGAGAAACAGCUUGCGGAUGGUUAUGCUGCCAUGUCUGCUGAAGAAGAUCGACUGUGGAAUAUUGUAAGAGCUAAUUCUUCAGAUUUUACGGCUUGGACUUCCUUGAUCGAAGAGACAGAGAAGGUGGCCGAGGAUAACAUUCUGAAGAUUCGAAGAGUUUAUGAUGCUUUUCUAGCUGAGUUUCCCUUAUGUUAUGGUUAUUGGAAGAAAUAUGCUGAUCAUGAGGCACGGCUUGGCUCUGUCGAUAAAGUUGUUGAAGUUUAUGAACGUGCUGUUCAAGGUGUUACCUAUUCAGUGGACAUGUGGUUGCAUUAUUGCAUAUUUGCUAUAAGCACGUAUGGGGAUCCAGACACUGUGCGUAGAAUGGGUGCAACAGUGAUAUCUUCCUUUUCUGGCGGAAAAGCUUUGAUAGGAUUGCUUUUUGAACGAGGAUUAGCUUAUGUUGGAACAGAUUAUCUUUCUUUUCCUCUUUGGGACAAGUACAUUGAAUAUGAGUACAUGCAGCAAGACUGGGCCCGUCUUGCCAAUAUCUACACUAGAAUAUUAGAGAAUCCAAAUCAGCAACUGGAUCGAUAUUUCAACAGCUUCAAGGAGUUAGCUGCAAAUCGACCUCUUUCAGAGCUACAAACUGCUGAUGAAGCUGCUGUAGUGGCAGGUGCUGCUUCAGAGGCUGCUGACCAAACUGUUGAGGGAGAGGUUCGUCCUGAUGGUGCAGAAAAUUCUCCUAAACCUGUAAGUGCUGGAUUAACAGAAGCAGAAGAGUUGGAGAAGUAUAUCGCCAUUAGAGAAGAGAUGUAUAAGAAAGCUAAAGAGUUCGAUUCUAAGAUCAUUGGUUUUGAAACAGCUAUCAGGAGGCCAUACUUUCAUGUACGGCCACUCAAUGUUGGAGAGCUUGAAAAUUGGCAUAAUUAUCUGGAUUUUAUAGAGAGGGAAGGUGACUUAAGCAAGAUUGUCAAGUUAUAUGAGAGGUGUGUCAUUGCAUGUGCCAAUUACCCUGAGUACUGGAUACGCUAUAUUUUGUGUAUGGAAGCCAGUGGAAGUAUGGAUCUUGCAAAUAAUGUGCUUGCUCGGGCAACCCAAGUCUUUGUCAAGAGGCAACCUGAAAUACAUCUUUUUUCUGCUCGGUUUAAGGAGCAGUCUGGAGAUAUAGCUGGUGCUAGAGCUGCCUAUCAACUUGUUCAUACUGAAAUUUCUCCUGGUCUUCUUGAAGCAAUAAUCAAGCACGCGAAUAUGGAACAUCGACUGGGAAAGUUGGAGGAUGCCUUCUCUUUGUAUGAACAAGCCAUUGCCAUUGAAAAGGGAAAAGAACAUUCCCAAACAUUGCCGAUGCUGUUUGCUCAAUUUUCUCGAUUUGUCUAUUUGGCUUCUGGGAAUGCAGAAAAGGCAAGACAGAUUCUAGUUGAAGGGGUUGAGAAUGUUAUGAUGUCGAAACCGCUACUUGAGGCUUUAUUGCAUUUUGAGGCUAUUCAGCCCCCACCAAAGCGAGUUGAUAUGAACUAUUUGGAGUCAUUGGUAGUCAAAUUUAUAAUGCCUAACCCUGAGAGUCCUGGUGUUGUAAGUGCAGCUGAGCGGGAGGAACUUUCUAGCAUUUUUUUGGAGUUUUUGAAUCUCUUUGGAGAUGUCCAAUCUAUCAAGAGGUGUGAGGAUAGGCAUGCCAAAUUGUUCUUGCCACACAGGAGCAUGUCAGAGUUAAAAAAACGUCAUGCUGAGGACUUUUUAGCUUCAGAUAAAGCAAAAAUGGCAAGAUCUUAUUCUGUUCCAUCAGCUGCCCAAUCUGCAGUGGGUGCAUAUCCAAAUGCACAGAAUCAGUGGGCUAAUUAUGGUGUACAACCUCAAGCUUGGCCACCAGCCACACAGGCACAACAGUGGCCUGCUGGCUACACUCAGCCGGCUUCAUAUGGGGCUUAUGCUGGAUAUGGAGCUAACUAUCCAAAUUCUCAGGUGCCUGCAUCAGUUCCACAAAAUACUGCUUAUGGAGCCUAUCCAGCAGCAUAUCCGGUACAGCCGGCCGUUCCCCAGCAAAGUUAUGCACAACCUGCAGCGGCUGUGGCUUCUGCAGCGGCUGUGGCUCCUGCUCAGCAACCUGCUGCAGUUCCUCAAGCCUAUUACGGGAGUUAUUACUGAGCUGCCUAAAUGAAAUGGCUCCUGUUUCUUCGUGUAUUUUGUUUUUCUCUUGGGUCUUCAUAUUGUAGGUUAGAUAUUAGGGAGUUUGGAGCAUAGUUGUAGUGAGCUCAAGUUUAUACCCAUUGAAGAUAGUAGAAUAUGAUUUUGAUUAACCUGCAAUUAUUAGUCACGUUGAUUCCAUAAAAGAUGUCUAUUUUUUCCUCUA
Molecule: messenger RNA, 2928 nt
Organism: Arachis duranensis
Lineage: Eukaryota; Viridiplantae; Streptophyta; Magnoliopsida; Fabales; Fabaceae
Product: pre-mRNA-processing factor 39-1
Exons: 15
Coding region: 204-2723 (839 amino acids)
Biological process (GO): mRNA 5'-splice site recognition; RNA processing
Cellular component (GO): U1 snRNP; U2-type prespliceosome; commitment complex
Molecular function (GO): protein binding
Source: RefSeq, a predicted model, not a curated record